This is a messenger RNA of Musca domestica (house fly), 3266 nucleotides long. RefSeq lists its product as uncharacterized. Gene Ontology annotation, cellular component: plasma membrane. Lineage: Eukaryota; Metazoa; Arthropoda; Insecta; Diptera; Muscidae. The coding region runs from base 10 to 2007 and encodes 665 amino acids. The transcript has 3 exons. The record is from RefSeq and is a predicted model, not a curated record.
GAAAAUGUCAUGACCUGUCCCAUUCGCCACAUUGGUUCCGGCAACGAGCAUUGUCCCUACGACUGGUUGGCUGUCUACGAUGGACGCGAUGAACAUUCACCGCUGAUUGGUAAAUUCUGUGGCCUAGGAAAAUUCCCCUUUAGUAUUAUAGGCACUUCACAAUACAUGUACGUUGAGUUCGUUACAUCACCUGCUGGACCUCUGCUCAACACUGGCUUCCACUUCAAUGUUGGCAAUUGGCCAGGUCAUGUCGAAACGGCUGGCAUCAAACACGGCAUAUGCGAUUGGCUGCUAAGUUCUGACUCGCUCAAAGAUAGCAGUGCCAGUGAGGGUAUAUUCCUGAGCAUAGCCCACUGGUAUCCGCCAAACACCUCAUGCAGUUAUCACAUCAAAGGACGAGCUGGUGAAAUAGUGCGUCUAUAUUUUCCAAGUUUCCGCAUAAAUCGCAUUGAAUCGCCCAUAUUGAAAUACGAUGAAGAUUGUGGAGAAUCUUUGACCAUCUAUGAUUCCGAUCGUGCCGAUCCAGCUCGAAUCAUUAAGACAUUUUGUGAUACCUUCUCUAGGCCAAUGGAAAAGGUGGACUUCGUAAGCACCAGUCCUUCACUAUUUGUGCAGUUUGAAUCGAAAACUGGCUCCUAUAGUGGCUCAUCGCUUUACUUCUGGGCCCACUAUGACUUCUUCAACAACACUCGCUUUGGAGAUCCUGUCCCUAAUACUCUGUGCGAUGAAGUUAUGUACGCCUGGAAACAUCCGGGAGGAAAGAUUCGUUCGCCAAUGAACUCAUUGAUAUUCAAGCGGACUGGCGGUUCGGAUGUCAGAUGCCAAUAUAAAUUUGUAACCGAUCGUCGGCUGUAUGCCCGAGCUGUGAUCGAAGUAAGUUCGGUAAUGUUCAAGGAAUUACCCUACAACAACAAUGCCUGCACACGCUGCCAUGAGGAGCGAGUAGAUAAGCUGGUCAUUUGGGAGGAGCGUGAGAAAUUCCAAAACAAUUUGGCCUGCUUCUGUGACAAUAUACCAAGACCGGUGCGAGUCAUCUCCUCAGCGGAUCAAAUGAACUUGGAAAUGAUUGUACAGGGCCAACAUGCCAUAACUUCGUACUUCAAGAAUCCCAAUCCCCUGUUUGAGGCUUCGUAUGAAUUUGCCCAUGGUCCGUUGUGUGGGCCCAUUACGUUGGGUCCCUCGCCGGAUGGCGAAUUGGUAUAUCCCUACAAAAAGGCAUUGGCCCUGGUGACGGGCCCCAUGGCUGCCCAGCCGGAACAUCACUAUAGGCGGGAGAAAUGCAUCUGGGAACUAAAGGUGGCCUCCCAAAGGGAUCUUUGGCUCAAUUUGGAAAAGGCACGUUUUGGUGAUCGCACCUGCGACAGCGCCAAGAUUGAGGUUUACUUGGCUGGACGAUUGGAACCACGAUUUAUUAUAUGCCCCGAAAACGUAUCCUUGGCUCGGGAUUUACCCAUACUCUCAACUGCCGAUUUGGGAGCUUUGGGUUCGGACCAAGAACCAUUGCCGGUACUCAUACAAUACACCGGAGAUGGCCAACCAGGCAAGAACAUUUUCCGUUUGGUGUGGACCGAAUUAUUCCAUUUGCCACGUAAUCCGGAUGGCAGCCUGGCUGCUUCACUGCUACAGGACAAUGAGUGUAGCUUCAAGUGCCCUGGUAAUCCGAAUAUUUGCCUGCCUCAACGUUUCGUCUGCGAUGGCAUACAAAAUUGUCCCAAUGUCAGCCACACCACCUCCCAACUGGAAGACCUUACCCAGCAUUUGCAAUGGAAUUUGGAGCAACUGGAUUUGUGGCACAUUCACAAGGACCAGCCACAGCAUUUGAGCAGUAAACUCCUAGACGACGAGUCGGCUAUUUUGUGUGUGAAGAAGUACCAGCGCCGGGCCAUGACUGUUGGAGAAAUUGCCUUCUUUUCCGCCAUUCUAGUAUCGAUAAUCGUUUUAAUAGUUCUCAUAUUACGUUUGAUGUGUCGAGGGUCCAAGCACAAGGAAGUGACGAGUAGUUAUUGAACGAGUAUUGGAGAUAGAGAGAGUUAUCUUGAGAGAGAGAAACGAAAAAUAAGCAGACACUUGUCAUUUACACGAAUUUGUUGAACUUUUCUUGAACAAAAACCAAAAAAAAAUAGAACUAUACAAACACAAAGAAAAGAAAAUAAAUACACACACACAAACACCUUCUUAUACACAACUAAUAAAGUUAUUUAGUAAAUAGUUUGAAUUGAAUUGAAACAAUAGCAAUUAUACUAUUAAAACAAAUCGGGGAAAUAAAACGAAAAACUCUUUAAUCCAACCCGACAUUAUCCUAUAAAAAUGGAAUUUUAAAUUUUUAAUGUAAUUUUUGUUAUUCUCUAAACAAAACAAGAUACUGCCUUUGUUUGCCACCAGAAAAUAAAAUAGAAAGAUUCCCCUUUUUAAGAAACAAGGUCUAAGGCGAAGUUAGAAGGCGCCAGCCAAUACCAGACCACAAAAUAUUAACUUUUAAAAAGUUAAAAGUAAUUAUUAAUUAAUUUACAAUAAUCAAUGUCUGUCUUUAAAAAACUCAAAGAUUCUUCACUUCACCCAGCAAACAAUUUCAAGAACAGAACGUGAUGUGAGUGUGAAGUAGUAGACACCACAGUACCCGCUCAGAAGACAAAAUCCAAUAAAUGAAAUCAAUACAAUAGAUAACAAGCAACAAAUAAACUUUAAUGAAAAGAAAAAAAAAGACGAAAAUGAAAACAUGGAAAGAAAUUCUAAAGAAUGCCAUAUUUUUUGCACAUAAACGCGAAGAUAUAGAGUAAAACGAAAUCGAUGAAAGAGAAUAAAUAUUUUAUGAAUUUAUAUGGGAAAUUAUAGAGCAGCAACAAUAAAUAAUACUUUUGGCCCCGCACGCCCCCUCCACCAUUCCCCAAGCAGUUGUGUAAAUUGGAAAUUGUCAGGCAAAAAACAAAAACAAAAAUAAAACCUCACAAGUUGAUGUAAAAAAAAAAACAAAUAUACAAAACAAACGAGUAACCAUGGAUUGAAUGACCCCCCAAAACUCACAGCCGAGCUCUUCAAUUUAGAGAAGAUGCCAAUGAUUAUGAUUGUACACGUAGUUUUAAACGCAAAUGCAACUAGCAAUGUAAGAUAAUUAUUAUGAUUAUUGAGAUAAUUACCAUAGUAAUUAUUUGUAAAUGUAAGAUUGUACGCAUUUAGACAAACAAAGAAGAAGAAUAAUAAGAAAACAACAAAAAAACAAAGAAAGGAAAACCAAAACCCCCAAACAAAUUAUUGAAGAUAUAUAUAUA